CGGGUUGUGCCGGUGCCCGCUCGCUGGUGUUGGCGGGGCUCGGCGGCCCCGCAGCUGCCGCUGUGGAAGGGGCGGUGGCCCCGCGGCGGGCUUUGGCCAGGCGGCCGGUCACCGGGCAGGCUCCCGGCGAGCGCACCGCCCUGUGCGGGCGCGGCGGGUGAAGGCGGCGCGGACACGGAAGAUCUCCUUGGGAAGCAGCGCCCGUCGGGCUGUCCCCUGGCUGGGGUGCGGCCGAGGCCGUGCGACGGCACGUCUGCUCUGUCCACGUCGCUGUGCAGAUUUGGUGUAAACACUACAGAAAGAAAAUGACUCACUGGUUUCAUCGCAAUCCCUUGAAGGCUACAGCUCCCGUUUCAUUUAAUUUUUAUGGGGUAGCUACCACUCCAGCUGCGGCAAAGGUUUGCAAUGAUACGAGGUUAUCUCGAACACGACUAUUGGAGCUGUUCACAGACUCGAGUUGUAAUCCAGAAAUGAUGAAGAAUGCAACUGACUUGUACUUCUCACUCUUGCAAGGUUUUAUCCUUUCACUGGAUGACUCCUCCCAAGAAUGCAAGUUGAGAUAUAUUCAGAAUUUCAAGUGGACAGACACAUUACACGGACAAGUUCCAAGUGCCCAGCAGGAUGCAGUGUUUGAACUGGUUUCCAUGGGAUUUAACGUAGCUCUGUGGUACACAAAAUAUGCAUCGAGACUUGCUGGAAAAGAAGAUAUAACAGAAGAUGAAGCAAAAGACGUUCACAGAAGCCUGAAGAUAGCAGCUGGGAUUUUUAAACACUUGAAGGAAAGUCACAUUCCAAAAUUGAUUACACCUGUAGAAAAGGGAAGAGAUUUAGAAGCUCGACUUAUAGACUCUUACAUCAUACAGUGCCAAGCUGAAGCUCAGGAAGUGACAAUUGCUCGGGCUAUUGAGCUGAAACACAAUCCAGGACUAAUAGCUGCUCUUGCUUAUGAAACAGCCAACUUCUACCAAAAAGCUGAUCAAACAUUAUCCAGUUUGGAUCCAACCUAUGCAGGUAAAUGGAGGAAGUACUUAAACUUGAAGACCUGUUUCUAUAUGGCCUAUGCAUACUGUUACCAUGGUCAAACUUUACUGGCGAGUGAUAAAUGUGGGGAAGCAAUCAGAUCUCUGCAGGAAUCAGAAAAAUUUUUUGCCAAGGCUGAAGCAUUGUGCAAAGAAUAUGGAGAAACCAAAGGGCCUGGGACUACUGCCAAACCUUCUGGACAUCUCUUCUUUAGGAAAUUAGGAAGUUUGAUUAAGAACACGCUAGAAAAAUGCCAGAGAGAGAACGGAUUCAUCUAUUUUCAGAAGGUGCCAGCAGAGGCUCCCCAGCUGGAACUGAAAGCAAACUAUGGCUUAGUAGAGCCGGUUCCUUUUGAAUUUCCUGCCUUGAACACACACUGGACUCCUGAAACACUUGCGGCAUUUGAUCUCACCAAGAGGCCAAAGGAUGACACUGCUAAACCAAAACCAGAUGAAGAAGUAAAACCUCUGAAGGAACCAGAUAUAAAGCCUCAAAAAGACAGUGGAUGCCAGAUUUCUUAAGACCUAUAAGUGCUUUGAAUUCACUUUGAAACUGUAAUAAUUGGACUCUGGGGCUUUAGUUCUGAUCUCCCUUUUUCUGAUUCUUCUUUUCUUAAUUUAGAAGACUAAUUUAAUUUACUUUUGUUACUAUGCGCCUAUCUUGCUUGCGAAUGUGGUGGAUUUCUAGUUUAUUUAUAUCUGACUUAUUUUUUGUUUUAGUGCGAUAUCAUAGAAUGAGUGGUUUUAAAUGUUCCUACUGUGCCUCGAGAGAGUCACUUUUUGUGAGUUUAGUUUCUACCCACAAAUAACAAAGGAAGUAUCAUGAUUGUAACACUUGAGGAUUUUUCCAUUAAAUUAUAUGCUAUAUAAUGUCAAAUUCUGCAAACAAAAGUUUGCAUGAACAGUUACAUCUAUUCAGGUUUUGUUAUUCAGGCUUAACACCCUGUUGUGUUCUAAGUCACUUAAUUGUAGUGAGCAAAGAAAAUCUCCCUGUGGUUUGUAACACCUCUAUGAUAUUUCACAGGACUUUUACAGAACUUGGAAAACCUUAAGUUCUGCAUAACGGAAGCACAAUUUAUAUUAUUCUGAAAUGAUUAGCUUCUGUUCUUUAUAGAUUAGGGUUCCUGUACCAGAAUUUGUAGUAAGGUGCUUUGACUUGUCUGUCCUUAAAUUAAAAUCCUUUAAUAUCCAAGUGUAUGUGGAAGUGAAGCAGCAAGUAAUAUGAAAGUGUUUAAAAGUAACGCAUCACAGCGUCAUUCAUCCAAAGUUUUUGAAUCUUCAAAGAUUUGGUAAGUUUGAAAACUGCAGACAGUUAAAAUCUCCUGGCACUAGAAUUCAUGAAGUUGUCAUGCAUAAUGUAAUGGAGUUGUAACUAAGAUGCUGUGUUUCCAUCGGGGUAGUGUCUAUAAGAAGCUGUUAGGACAGCAGGGAGGAAAGAUGAGCUGAAUUGCUGAUGGCACAACUUGGAAACCAAGCACUAGGUUUCUUUCAUGCCUCUGUAAACAGUGCUGUUUCUCAGCUUUUGCAGUAUUGCAUUGAAAUCAGCUCGUUAUGAAGAGAAUUUGCCAAAAGCCAAGCCCAGUCAAGACUGAGAAAGAAAGUAUUUUGUAGAACUUACUUCUUCCAUUUCUGCCUACUGUGGAAAAUGUGAUAACAUUCUUCAGUGCUGAGCACUGCAGAACACCCAUGUCAACAAAAACAGCUUUCUGAUUUGCUGCAAACACAGGAGAAUAUAAUGCAUGUGUUGCAAGGCCCUCACUUCAAUCUCUGGGUAUGAGUUGCUGCACUUUACCUGAGAAAGAAACUGAACUGCCUGCAAAUGUUCCCACUUCAAAAAAAAACACGAUGGCACAUGCACUUAUGGUGUGUACUGUAAACACAUACUUCACUUGGUACUGUUUGGAUCAGCUCAUCUUCCACUGUGGUGUAAUUCAGUGCUUCUGUUUGAAAUCUUUCAUGGGACUUAGAGUAAGCUAGCUUAGAGGGCAGGUAUGUAGCUCCUUGAAGGCCUGUGGAACAAAAGCUGUUGACAUUAAUAGGAAACUCAAGACUUCCUGGGGUACUGGACCAAACUACCGAAUUCGUUGCUGCAAGAAGCAAAAAGACUCUUAAUACUGGCUGUCAUGGGUGAAUCAAAUGCAGAACUAACUCAUUGUUUCCAGUGAUAGAUUUUUCUUUCAGCCAGUUCUAAACACAAAAAUUAAGUGUAAAAUCAGCCGAAUUGCUUUGGAAGAAGUUUAUGUUCUGCAAGGGCUUAGAUGGGUAGAGGAUAAUGAGCAUCAAGGAGAAUUUCUAUCUAAAAUUGUUCCAUUUCUUCUGAUGCUGCACAGGAGCCUGGGAUAUAUUUUAUGAAGAGUUACUCAUAUCUGUUUGUAACUUGAUCAACUGACUUCUUACACUUCUUGCAUUGUUAAAAGACCAGCUAGGUUUUGCCAGAAUGGAGCAUGGAGCUAUAGGUUAUAAUUCUAAAAACUUACAACUGUACUCGUCUACCUGUCCCCUUUAAGGAUCAAGAUCCAGUUAACUCAGUUUCAUAAUCAUGAUUUUCUUAGUUAUUCAUUGUUUUUCAGAUGCCUGUGUGUGUUAAUACAUACAUGUCUGAACCUAAUUAGUUUUCUUUCUAUGCAGACUAGAUUUCAUUUUCCCUCCUCCCCUCAUUUUCCUUUCCAUCUGCUACACACUGUGGCACAGACUUACCCUUGUCUGCUCAUGCAUGUGUAGGUCCUGGAAUUAAUUUCCAGUGAGGCUUUUGCCCAUGGGUGUAUUUCAGUAUAUGAAUAUCUUAAAAUAAAAUGAACACAUCAUGACUAAAUCAUUCCCGAACAACUGCUUAGGAAAGAUUAUUUAAUGGACUUGCAAUUCUUUGGACACUUUCUCAAACCAAGUGGUUUGUUUGAAUCAAGUUCACUGUAAAUAGUUUGGGGCAUAACCAAGUGAAUUGUGUCAGAUUAUGGCAUUACUUAAGCCUAGCUGUGUAACUUCUUAUGCCAUAGCUGUUUCAGUAAAUAUGAUGUAGUAGUUUAAAAAUAGACGAAUGGAACAAACUAAUUCACUUAACAUGUGUUGCUUUUCAAGACAAACGUUGUUUACUUGUAGAUAGAGUCCUAUGGCAAACAUUGGAUAGUUUUGCCCAAAAAUAAGAAACUGGAGACUGUUUAGUUUGUGAAGUAUAGAGAGCUGUGAGUCAAUGAGCAAUUUUCUCUUCAGUUUUGUUGGGUAGUAGCAAGAAUUAUUGUAAAUAAUAAGUAGAUUAACUGUCUAAUAUGCUUAAGAAUAUGGGUGAAUUGACUGGGAGUUUCAGUUAAUUUGGAAACCUAGCAGCCACAUUCCUUCUAUUAUGAUUUCCUUUAGUAAUUUUUAAGAAUGAGGUAUUUUGAAUGGCAACUUUUUAAUACUCUAAUGCUGCAAGAGCCUGGUUUUGUGGCCUCUCUCUGGUUUUAGAGGUUCUUAUGGUUAAACCUGCAAAUCUUGUUGGUGUAAAUAGUCUUUAAAAAUUUAUGCCCAGUCUGAACUAGGACAAAACUGCAGCUAAAUAAAAUACAGAGUGCUGGGCCCUCUGUUUUGUGCUUUUAAAAAUGCAGUGAUUGUCUUUAAUCUACUAUAAAAGAAAUUAGUAAGCUCUUUGUACUAUUUCUAUUUAAAUACCUUCCUCCAUGUAUUUAAAUACACUUCCUCCAUGUUUCAUGUUUGUGGGUUUACAGUAGUUAAUCUUCAUCCAGCAUGUGACAGUCUUACAACUGAGGGACUAAAUUUGGCCCGUGGAUGCUGAUGUCUGCCUCUCACUGGAUUCGGUAGAGGACUUCUGCCUGUCAGCCUAAGGAUGAUGUUUGAUCACUUAAAUGUUCGGCAUGGGUAUGUGGUGUGUCUGUAAUGAUGGUAGUGGUUCAUGCUAUAAGCAAGAAAACAGAUCCCUGUAUCCGUGUAGAAUAUAGCCACCUUUGCACUUUAGAAAUUUCUGAUCUUGCAAUUUCAGUACAAUACAAAAUGGUUGUAAAUAUUAAUUCCUGUCAUUUUAAUUUUGUCACACUGAUUUCGGUACUGUGCUAUUGGUAAGAUUUUUAUGGGAAACAUUACUAAAAUGUAUUUUUAAUUGUCUGUGUAUGAAACAAACUCAUGAAGCAUAUCUCUACCUUUAGUAUUGGGGGAACGUGAGAGGAGGCAGUCGGUAGCUCAUCUGCCUUCCAUGUCAAUUCAGAGAAAAGUUUGUCUGUUGGCUGAGGGAUGAUACUUUUCAUCCCAUCCCUGUGUCUGGUAUCUAAACUGAAGUUUUGGCAUGAACAUAAAUACUGUUCAUGCAUAUUAAUUAUCCCCAAAAAAACAAAAUAUAUCUCUAAAAGUCAUUGCCAAAUCAUAGCAGCAUAAGCUGCAUUUUUUUUUUUCCUUUUUUUGUUUUUUUCCCUAACUGGACCAUUUGAGUGAGGAAUAAAGCACAGCAAGUAUGAUUGGCAUGGAAAAGCCCCUGUCGUGGGUACCUGUCUCCAGAUUUUGAAUGCAGUAUAAAGGUCCUUCCACAAUGACCGUUGGUUUCAUUCAGAUCUUCCCCUGCUGGUGACGCUCUCACAUUCAACAAAUGUCACAUGGUAACUGAGGGUGCCCUUGGUUAGCUUUUCAUGUAAGAAGGCCUACGUCCUUUGGGGUUGGUGCCUUCAUGGAUUACAGCCUUCUUGAAGCCAACCAGUACUUCGAAUAAUCGUACUCAAAUGGAAUCAGCUCCGGUAAGAUUGUCUGACCAGCCUUAUUUUGUGAAGGCAGUCACCAUGCCAUCUUAAGCUUCGUAGUUUGAAAAGUUGUAUAUAAGCACUAGUUUCAGAAUACCAUUUAAAAUAAACAAUCUUAACGUA
Molecule: messenger RNA, 5860 nt
Organism: Tyto alba (common barn owl)
Lineage: Eukaryota; Metazoa; Chordata; Aves; Strigiformes; Tytonidae
Gene: BROX
Product: BRO1 domain and CAAX motif containing
Exons: 13
Coding region: 306-1541 (411 amino acids)
Source: RefSeq, a predicted model, not a curated record